Messenger RNA from Papaver somniferum (opium poppy), 1865 nucleotides. Its product is annotated as GATA transcription factor 28-like. Gene Ontology annotation, biological process: regulation of DNA-templated transcription. Lineage: Eukaryota; Viridiplantae; Streptophyta; Magnoliopsida; Ranunculales; Papaveraceae. The transcript is spliced from 11 exons. Bases 219 to 1475 code for a protein of 418 amino acids. The record is from RefSeq and is a predicted model, not a curated record. Gene Ontology annotation, molecular function: zinc ion binding; sequence-specific DNA binding; protein binding.
CACCCUUUUCUAUAUUAAAGGGCAAAGCAGAUUAACACCGUCUUUCAUCAGAUCAGACAAGGGUAUACACUGCAAAUUCUUUCUAUAUUUAGGGGUAUUCACAAAGGUAACUGUUCCCUUCUUCCUUUCUUCUUCAUUCUACUACCAUUUCUUGUUUUUCUCUGGUCUGUUUCAUUUCUAAUUGAAAUUGAGGUUUAGGGUUUUAGAAAGAAAAAAAAAUGAACCCCAAACUAUUUCAAUCCUUUCCAUUUGAAGAUGAAUUCGAGAAUGAAGUGAAAUCACCUUUUGAGAUCGGUAAUGACGAUGACGACGAUGAUGAUUACGAAGAAGAGGAAAAUGAAGAAGGUUAUGAAGAUGAUGAUGAAUCGACGGAUGAUGAUUAUGAAGAAGAAAAUACUCAAGUGAAUUCAAGAAGGAAAGUAGAAAGUUCAACUACUACCGAUACUAAUAAUGAUGCUACUGUUCCUUUGGUUUCUCGACAUAGUGAGCUUACUAUAUCUUUUGAAGGAGAACUUUAUGUUUUUCAUUCCGUUACUUAUCAAAAGGUGCAAGCAGUACUAUUGCUUUUGGGAGCUCGUCAUGAACCUAUUGCUGCGCCUAGUGUUGAAACUUCAUUUUACCAGCACAACAAGGGUUCGGGUGAUGAUGCACAACAACACUCAAACAUUUCAGGCAGAACUGCUUCAGUAGUUAGGUUUCAGAAGAAGCGGAAAGAGCUAUGUUUUGAAAAGAAAACUCGUUAUAAUUGUCGCAAAGAGGUGGCCAAGAGGAUGCAUCGAAAGAAAGGCCAGUUUGUAUCAUUACGAGAGAACCAUAAGGAGGGCUCAGCGGCUGCCUCAGGGUGGGAUAAUAUACAAAGCUUCCCUCAGAACAACAGAAAUCCUCCUAAAAUUGCUCGUUGCAAAUGUCAACACUGUGGCGUUGAUGAGACGUCAACUCCAGCAAUGCGACGUGGGCCAGCUGGCCCAAGAUCUUUGUGCAAUGCUUGCGGAUUAAUGUGGGCAAGCAAGGGUACUCUGAGAGAUCUCAGUAAAGGUCGAAAGAACCCGUCCUAUGACAAAAACGAACAGAAUUCUCUAGCUCAAACUGAAGUUUUAAGCAUGGAGUCUGAGAGUGCUCCUUCUCAUUCAGACGACCAGGGAAGUCCAGAAAAUUUGAAGCCUUCACCUUAUAAGAUUGCAAGUCCGGCUAUUCCAGACAAAGAGGAAACAUCUGAAGAUUGUACUCAGCAUUUUCUUAUUGGGUCGGAGAAUCUUUCUGUAGAUAUCAAUGAGGAGAGGAUUCCAGAUUGCGGAAUGGUAGCUCAAAGUUUAUGGGGAGAUUUAAGAGCUCUCUCAUCUAAUUUUUGGGACCUGCAGGGGACUCCCAAUGAUCUUUCUCGUCUUUCAGCCGUGGGAGUUGAUUUACAUUCUCAUCUGAAUGAGCAGUUGGACGCCAAUGGCUCCAUUAUCGCGAGCUAUGGCCAGGGGCUGUGACGGCACUUCACAGUUGCCACGACAACAAACUUUGUAGAUCCACCAGAGAAGGAGAUAGAGAGACACUUCACUAUGGUUACUGAUGCUAGGAUAGUGGAUAGUGCCGUCCAUAAACUUCGUCAUCAGCUUCAUUUGUGUGUCAGAGUUGCUGGGAUGGCUAGAGGGAGAGGAGAGUGUUUUGCACCUCUUGAUCUUUCUAUAGAACAUGAAAUCCGCUUUGUAAGAGUUUUUUAAAAGUGGGAAGUUUUUCUCUUUUUUUGGGUUAUGGGUUUUGCAUUUUCCGUUUAAAAUGUGAUUGGAAUGAUCCUUAGACGUGAUGGUUCUUAUGACCACGCGCCUGCAGGAUAAAUGAGGUUGCAAAUGCAGCGGAGAUGCCACAUUAGCGACCUA